UGUCUGACGACAUAUUUGAUGGCUUAAAAGAGAAUAAUUCGUUUGAAAUAUUAAAUAUGUUUCCGAAUUUUCUUCGGCGCUUCCUCCUAAUUACUGAAGUUGCGGUGAAUGUUGUUAGAAAAUUCAUUGAAAGUAAAUAUCAACCUGACAACUUUAAGACAUUCCUCGAGAAAAAUAAAACCUUGAUCUACCAUCUACAGGGUUUUAAAAAAAAUGGUUGUUGUACAUGUGUCAAUAUCAAUAGGAAAAAUAUAAUUUAUAAAAAGCAGUUUGAAAAGCUUUUUAUUGACAAUGGACAAAACUGUCCAAACGGUGCUACACAUUGCCAUUGUACGUUUAAAGCUAAUCCGAAUAUUCAGCUGGAUGAUAUUGAUCUGACAUUGAUUGGAACUCUUUUAAAAAAUUGUUGUACGUUGGAUCAGCAACAAGAAAAAUCUGUAACAGUCAUACGAGAAAUAAGAAAUGAAACUGCCCAUUAUUCUCACAAAAAUGACAUUGAUGGGACAAUAUUUCGUGACUCGUGGUGCGAAGUUUCGGAUGCAAGUGAACAUUUGGCUUUGUGCAUCGGUGAGAAUUAUUCAAAAGAAAUACUUGACCAAAUAAGGCUACUGAGGGCAAGGACAUUAUCACCAGUUGAGUACACUGAUGCAUUGAAAGAAAUUAUUCAAUGGCUACGUGACCAAAAUGAGAAUGACUCAAAGAUACUUCAUCGGAUCGACAGUAUGGAAAAAACAAUUUUAGAAGAAAUGAAAAAUAGAUCAUCAAUUGAAAAUCGUCCAACUACAGAAGUAAUAGCUCUGGACGAAACCGAAUGUAAAACAGGGUUUCUAGAUAUUUCUGUAAGUCCUGCUGAGGCAUACAUUAUCCCCGGCAACAAUCACAUCAUUCAGUGUACUGUGAAGGGAAUACCCACGGCUACAUCAAUUGAAUGGCGGUUUACUCCAAAUGGUGGCAAUCAGCACUCGCUUAACAUCGGAGGUUGGGAUGGAAAAUAUACUGGUGGUUGUACACAAAAUCCUUCUUUGAUUAUAAAGAACAUCCAGCCAGUUGACGCAGGUUCAUAUGUUUGUUAUGCAUCAAAUGAUGUUGGUACAUUUUCUUGUGAUCAUCCUUCAGUUCUAAAAUACAGACAAUAUGUCCCUAUGUUUGAAAAAAAAGGUUUUACAAAUGAAGCCACAGUUAUAAUGGAUGCAAGUAAGACAUCGCCUACAUCAAUUGGUCUGGUUGCUAUAGUACCGUCAACAGAACUGAUUUAUCAGCGUAGUUCUCCAGGACAACGUGAUGGAAAUUAUGUUGAAACUGACAUUUACAAACGUAUAGAUGGAAUGCGAGUAAGCGGGAAAGAAUGCAGGAAGACAGCUCUGUCAUAUUCUCUUCUUGUUUACGCUGCACUACGAGGGUCGAUAUCAUUAGGACAAGAAUAUUCGCCUGAAUUUACUGAAAUAGCAAAAUAUAUAAACGACUCAGAACAUGUUUUGGUUAGCUCAAUCAAAAACACUUUAGAGACGAAGCUUUUUCCAGCCUUUUUAACAAAAGUGGGCAAUAGUACCUACAGUCCACGAGACAAGGCUGUCGCAAAAUCAAUCAUACAUUCGUUUGGAAAAAAGUUUGAGGAGUGUUUAUUGAAGUUUUGUAGUUUUGAUAUUCUCUUUGAUCACGUGCGCUUUAGGGAAGUGAAUGAAAAUGGUGACUUGCUUGAAGUCGAUUCUGAAAUAUUGGCCAACUCUUUUUUUUGGCGAAUUCAGUUUAAGCAGGGUGAUGCCUAUUCAAUUGGUCAAUUCAUGGGAAAGUUGGGAAAAGAAAUAGAUUGCAAAAAAUUUAAAUUAUUUGUAAAAAAAUUGCGACAAGGUAACGGUGAUAUAACAUUUUACCACAUGAACUCUUUGCUAGAUGGCCUUACAAGGGAAGGUACUAACUUUGAUGUUUUCAGUAAGUUACCAACACUAUACGACGCAUUUGAACGCAAAGUUGACAACUACCAAAAUACAAUAUUUCAUUUUAUAGUUGCACUUUAUUCGAGAAACGAAAAUUACAAAACGUAUAUGCAACACUUUUGUGAGAAGAAAUUUGUGCUGUUGCAAUUUGAAAACUGUGAAAGACAUACAGCUAUAGAUUUCGCUUCGUUGCUUGGGAGAAAGGAAGUUAUUGCAAUUGUAAUACGCAGUGUGAGUUUUAAUCGUCCAGGGAUGACCAACAGGAUUAUCGAAAUGGUUACAAGAGGUGUAGAAAUAUGGCAAAUGCCAAAUGCAAGAGUAGAUAAUCUUAUAACGAUUUCAUUGAAUAAUGUUGCCCAAGGAAGUAGUCUCGAUUAUACGGAAAUUGUGAGAUUAAUUGGCAAUGAUUCUGACACUCAGGCGGUAGAUGAUGCUGAAAGAACAAUAGAUAUAUUUAGCCGCAAUAUCCCAAUUGCUGUUUCUGCUAUUUCAGAAUUGAUCAGAAUUUUCACAGGUGGAUCUACAAGAUAACAACGAUUUAGAAGCAGAAAUAACUAAAUAUUGAGUUUUAUUGCAAGUUCACGAAAGGAACUGUUAUAUUCAAUGCAUUAACCGUACUACAUGUGUUUGUCUCUGUCUGUAUGUUAUUUAAACAAGCAAUGAUACAUUUUCAUUAUCUUUGUUAAACUGAACGGCACCUUGCUUGUAUGUCUUCGUAUACUUUAUUAUCCUUAUGAGAAGUUGAAAUGUCAUUCUGGUAAAGAACCUUUAGUCCUAGAUACAUGACUUUUUUAUUAGUUGUUUUUGGCUUUGAACUAGCUGUCAGUAACUGCGAGUAUACUCUCAGAUCUGUACUUAGCGUCUUCUUGUUGUGGGGAUGUAUAAGUACUCGUCCACGUUCACUCUGUGUUUUUGUUAGAUGUAUUUCUAUUUGUAUCCAUCAGAUAACUUAAGCUUUUUCAACUGAUUUUUAUAGUUUGUUCUUAUGUUGUACUGUUACACCACUGUCCGAGGUUAGGGUUGGUUAGUGCGAGUUUAACCCCACAACAUUCUGUAUUUGAACCUUUUUAUAUUAUUUCAUAAGUCAGUGAAUAAUGCUAAGUAAUAAAGCACACACAUAACAUUUAGAUCUGGAUAGACUUUAACUCACUUGAAAAGCUAAAACAAAAAAUAAUUGCAAAAUGUUGAAAUUAUUUUUUAAUUCAUCUUUCUAUGAGUAGCAAGUUGACAAGAUUUUUUGUUCCACGAUGACAAUGUACUUUUCCAUUUGUCUUUACACUUUCCAGACAGAUUGCAUUUGGUUGUCCCAUUUUAAUCGUAAAAACAUCAACAACUUUUCAUGUGUAUCUUGACAAUUAACGUAUGCUUUCGUGCAGUAUAUUAUAUCUCAUGUAUGAAGUAACAUAGUUCGUCUGAAAAUUUUAGACUAUAGCUAGUGUAACGCGUCGCUGUUGGCUCGUGUAACCCCUAGAGCAACAAGAACAGUUCCGGGGCAUACCCUAGAGAAACGCUUUGAAGUUUGUUCGCACACCUUUGAAACAACACGUUAUAGUUUUGGGGUGUACUAAAGAGCAAAAAAUUACAAAAUAAGCAUACAUGAAAGCAUCACGUUGCCUGUGUUAUGCCCACCAUAGAGUAGCACCUAACAGUGUAUAAAUGAAAGAGUGCUUGAAGUGCAAAUUCCAUACUCGAAUUAACCAUUUCCGACAUUGCAACAUGAGAAAUAUUUUCUACCUAGUUUCCGGCCAUUUUUUAAAUUUCUUUAUUAUCGUAUUUCAAAAAACUGAUGAUGGCUAUUCGUCAUUGACAUGCAGGCUCUGAAAAAUUAACCUCUCUAACAUGGGCACUUUUUUCAUACUUGAAGUCCCCGUUUGAAAUUUAACUUGUUUAACAUAUUCUUAAAUACGAGUUCAAUACAAAAAAAUAUCAGGGAUAUGGUUGAAUGCAAAUAACUAAAUAAGUGCAAUAUUUAUCAUGCAUUAAUUGUUCUAAUAUAUACGCAAACGAAGUGAUACGCGUUGCUCUGGUGUGCACGAACCAAUAGUUGUUCACGCGUACGGGACGAUGUAACCUGUUUCUUAGCAUGAACAAACGAUCUGUUCCGCGUUGCUCUGGUAUAUAUGCACGAACGGACAGUUAUGAGUGUCUCUCGUGUACGGGAUGGUGUAACUUGUUUCUUUAGUAUGCGCAAACGAAUUGUUACACGUUGAUGUUGUAUGCACGAACGAAAAGUUAUGAGUGACUCUCGCGUAUGGGACGGUGUAACCUGUUUCUUAAGCAAGCUAUCUGUUAAGCGCUGCUCUUGGGGUACACGAACCACAGUUCCUCUAGUGUUGUUCCAGCUUACAUGUCAAAAUUUUAUUGCUAACCGAACGGCACUUUUAAUAGGGGGUCAUGGAUUCAAUUCGAGAAUCGGUCACACAAAAGAUUUAAUUUAUGAUUGGCAUUUAUUGCAUCUCUGCCUAUCACAAAGCAUUUCGAGAUUAAAAGCAAAGAUAAGUCGACUCAAAGUUCGAAUAAUGUGGCUGGUUUGUGGGUUAACAUGAUAGAUAAUUAGUUCAGUCCUUUGGUCUAGCAUAAAGCCGGGUAUGUUCAAAUCUUAUUAAAAUAUUUACGUGUUGGCAUAAUGUCAUUCGCGUAUAAUUGUUAACCUGAUCAUUUGUAAAUAUUGAAAUGUAGUAUGUUUCUUCUGUGUAUUCGGGUAUCUUUAAGGUAGCUGGGGUGUCUAAAUGUUCAACGAUAGAUUUGUUCUAAAACUUCUAUAAAAGACUUCUGAGUCAAUGUACUGUCGAAUUUUAAUAUACAAACGGUGGGUCACAUAUCACUUUUUUUCGUUAAAAUACAUUGAAAUAAACGAAAUUACAGUUAUUCUAUAUGGGUAACAUAGGGGAAAAAAUAGAGGAAACAUUAAACAAAAGUAUUGGUUAAAAUUCAAUGAGAUAAUUCCUUUUUACAAAUACUUCCGAAAUAUCAAAUAAAAAUAAGGGGUCACGGGUUUGCCGAAUCCAAAAUCAAAAAACCACAAAUUGUUCUUUCAAAUUCAACAUGUUACCUUUGUUUUUAAACGGAUUUGUUUUCUGAAAAUUUUGAAAACACUUAAUUACACUUUAUUUUUCAAUAGUUUAGUCUUUAAAUUUCAGUAGGGUUUCUUUCUUUUUGAAAACUUAUGUAAAAUAUAUAUAAGCGAGUAACAUGGAUAAAGUUGCAUGUUAUUGUACGUGAAAUAGUAUCAAUUUUAUUAAAAGUGUCCAGUUGUCUUAAAUUUAUCGCACACAAAGUAACAUUGGUGUAUCUCAUAUGCAAAACUUGGAGGUUAAAAAAUAACACAAAAACAAUCCAAGGAUACUAUAUAAAUCCUUAAGAUAUCAACUACUUGUAUUUUUUCUACAAUCCUUUCUAGAUAAGUGUUUUACUAAAAUAUCUAAUACAUUUCAUAUUUGAGUAUUAUAGUCUACACUGUUGUUUUUUUUUUUUCCUUAUUCUAAGAAAUAAAGUUUGCUUCAUUA
This is a messenger RNA of Mytilus californianus (California mussel), 5440 nucleotides long. RefSeq lists its product as uncharacterized. The transcript is spliced from 6 exons. The coding region runs from base 57 to 2465 and encodes 802 amino acids. The record is from RefSeq and is a predicted model, not a curated record. Lineage: Eukaryota; Metazoa; Mollusca; Bivalvia; Mytilida; Mytilidae.